AUGACGCAUCGCUCUCUCCUCCCCUUGCUGGCCGCGUCUGCGGCCUCUGUCGUUGGCCAAUCUACUUCCGCAAGCAGCUCAGCGGGCUCUUCAGUAGUUGAUAUCAUCUUGCCUAUGCUCGAGCCUCAGACCAUUAUGGGCUCCGUUGUGGGUGUUGAUGCGACGGCGACGACGUUCUUUCUCACCUGCCCGACAGAUGCGGUCUCUCUCCAGUGUGGUCUCGGCAAGGGCCUGGAGAUCGUGGAGGGACAAGAGGUGCUGGAGGUGCACAUGACGCAAGAUAAUGUCGUAACUGCCGACAUAUCUUGCUCUAUCAUUUCCAACACUGCCAGUUGCACCUCCUCGGUGGCAUCAAUCGACUUCUCCCGGACAAUGCCAGUUACUGUCACGGCAGUGCUCGAGAAAUUGACCGCAACAGCCACUGCGACAUCUGCCUCUCAGCCUAGCAGCAGCGUAGUCACUGCCGGUGUGCCCAGAAUGACGCAGAACGCGGUUUUAGCUGGAGCCGCAGUUAUGUUUGGAGGUGCAAUGAUGCUUUAAGGGCUACGUACUGCACUCGGGGCAGUAUUUUAGACGUGGUAAAAUACUUCAUAUGGCUGGCCGCUUCUGAUUUGAGCAAAUCCAC
Molecule: messenger RNA, 625 nt
Organism: Diaporthe batatas
Lineage: Eukaryota; Fungi; Ascomycota; Sordariomycetes; Diaporthales; Diaporthaceae
Exons: 3
Coding region: 1-540 (179 amino acids)
Source: RefSeq, a predicted model, not a curated record